This is a messenger RNA of Mercurialis annua (annual mercury), 1146 nucleotides long. RefSeq lists its product as uncharacterized. The record is from RefSeq and is a predicted model, not a curated record. The transcript is spliced from 5 exons. The coding region runs from base 146 to 856 and encodes 236 amino acids. NCBI's taxonomy places the organism in Eukaryota, Viridiplantae, Streptophyta, Magnoliopsida, Malpighiales, Euphorbiaceae. Gene Ontology annotation, cellular component: membrane; cytoplasm.
UUUUAAAAAAAAAAUAUGCUCUUCUGAGAAGAAAAAGAAAACUAAAACCCCCAAUUAGGGAGGGGAUUGAAAAUUGUAGCUUCUGUUUUUGGAAGCAAUAGCCGUUAACAAGAGGCAGUGAAGCAGUACAUAGUGAGUGCUAUCAAUGGAAGCAUUCGGCGGCGGCGGAAAUGGCGGGUUUUGGGGUUGGAACUGGGAACUCAAUAAUCAUCUGAACAAGAAGAAAAAGAAACCAUAUAACAAUUCCAAAAGUAACGCAUCCGAAUCCGCGAGUGGCGGCGGUGGUUUCCGUUUUCCUUUGAAGCAAGCAGCUACUGCUGGCUCACUCGCUCUCACCGGAGACACAAUCGCCCAAGCUACAGAGCGUUGGAGAAAUAGCAAAACGCCCGCCGAUUCUAUCCCUCCUUCUCACGAUUCCGGCGAAAACGAUGAUUACACUCAUCUCAUGCGGACCAUCCUUUUGGACCAUGAUUGGCUCCGUGCCUUGCGAAUGACUUCUUAUGGGUUUCUACUAUAUGGCCCUGGUUCUUACGCAUGGUAUCAGCAUCUUGAUCGUUGUUUGCCUCGGCAGUCAGUGAAGAAUGUAAUGCUGAAGGUAUUGUUGAACCAAAUAGUACUUGGUCCAUGUGUGAUUGCUGUUAUCUUUGCAUGGAAUAAUUUAUGGCAAGGCAAACUUUCAAUGCUUCCUGCAAAGUACAAAAAAGACGCCCUUCCCACACUUUUUUAUGGUUUUAGGUUUUGGAUCCCAGUCAGCGUUUUGAAUUUCUGGGUGGUUCCGCUCCAAGCUCGUGUAGCUUUUAUGUCGAUGGGGUCGAUAUUUUGGAAUUUCUGCUUAUCAUCAACAAUGAACAAGUAGAUUCAUUUUCUCUGGGAUUUAUUGAUUUGGUAUUUUUCAUUGUUGAAUAUUCAACAAGUCUUAUAUCCAUUUCAUUUACUUGGCUCUGAAAUUGAUCAAUUGUGAUGAACUCUCGAUUGUUUUAUUAUUUUAAAUCUUGAUCGGAGCUGAGGCGAAUCUUUCUGUAGGAAAUAUACUUUUUUGUUUCCAACUGGUUGAGGGCUAUGCCAUACCUGGUUAUAAUCCCGGUUUGGAUGGGUUCAAACUGAGUUGACACUAUAUCUAUGAGCUCAAGCUCGGUUUAGAUCUAA